AUGCCCCUUGGCGAAGUCGUCGUCGUCGCCUCCGCCGCACAAUUAUUACUUCAACUUUUCAUUUGGGUCUCGCCACUCGACGCGGUUUUCCCGGAGUCUGGAGGUGCUGCAGGAUACCAGGAUGGCCGGCUGGAAGAAUACUCCUGGCCAUGGCUUGUAAUUUCGCUUCCUGCGUCUCAUUUUUCAUAUUUCACCGCUUUGAGUGCCAUUUGGCAAGCUGCAAACUGGAAACGGCAAAAGGCGACUGGCCAACAAGGUAGAAGGAUUGGAAUGGGGGAGUGCAGCACAUGUUCUCGUGCCAACUGACAAACCUCAAAGUGGGUUCUGGACGGGAAUCUCUAGAUAAAGAUUUUGACCACCAUAACCAGGGCCAGUAUUUUAUGGGGUGAUAUUUGUUAA
This is a messenger RNA of Drosophila subpulchrella, 399 nucleotides long. RefSeq lists its product as uncharacterized. NCBI's taxonomy places the organism in Eukaryota, Metazoa, Arthropoda, Insecta, Diptera, Drosophilidae. The record is from RefSeq and is a predicted model, not a curated record.